Carya illinoinensis is the source of this 2490-nucleotide messenger RNA. RefSeq lists its product as uncharacterized. The record is from RefSeq and is a predicted model, not a curated record. Gene Ontology annotation, molecular function: aspartic-type endopeptidase activity. The transcript has 6 exons. NCBI's taxonomy places the organism in Eukaryota, Viridiplantae, Streptophyta, Magnoliopsida, Fagales, Juglandaceae. The coding region runs from base 1 to 2490 and encodes 829 amino acids. Gene Ontology annotation, biological process: proteolysis.
AUGGCGGACAACACCAGAUCCAAGCACCAGCAGCACGAGAAUUUACAGCUUCAAGUGGAACUUCAUCAACAUGAAAUCCUGGAAGUAAAAGUAGAUGUCAGUGUAUUGAAAGUUGAUGUUGCUACGGUGAAAGUGGAUAUACAAGAAAUUAAAGAUAUGUUACACACUUUUUUUGCCCAACCACACAAUCAGAAUCCCCCUCUACCUCCCCUUAACCAUGAAAUUCCUCAAGACCAUGACAAUCAAGAUCCUAGAAGGUUCAAUCCCAGGUGGGUCAAACUUGAUUUUCCUCACUUUCAAGGUGUUAACCCUACUGCAUGGCUUUUUAAGGCCAACCAUUACUUUGACUUCCACCAAACACCAUUACCACACCGAUUGUUGAUGGCAUCUUAUCACAUGGAAGGAGACGCUCUUGUGUGGUUCAAAAAUGCAACAGUUGGAGGCUUAUUCCGAGAUUGGGAUGCUUUUUCUAGAUCCUUACUUCUUCAUUUUGGUCCAACCGCAUAUGACGACCCCAUGGAAGCUUUGACUAGGCUCAAGCAAACCACCUCAGUGGCUGGUUACAUGGCGCAGUUUGAAACAUUAUCCAACCGCUUAAGGGGACUUUCGGAUAUUCAUAAGCUGAGUUGUUUUCUCAACAGGUUGAAGGAUGAAAUCCACAUUCCGGUCCGGUUGUUAAACCCGGUGAAUUUAAAUGCUGCGUAUGGGUUGGCAAAGAUGCAAGAGGAAUACCUUCCUAUACGGAGGAAGUGGAAUCCGUUACACAAAUGUAAAACCCCUCGCCUUUAUCUCUUGGAUGUGAGUGAGGAAUUUUGUGAGGAUGAAGAAACACUACAGGUGGAAGAAAUUGAAGAAAAACCAACACUUGACAAUUCAGCCACUCCAACCAGUAACAAGAAAGAACUGAAAAUUUCUUUGGCUGCCAUAGCUGGUACCCCUACUGUCAGAACUAUGAGAUUGCUUGGAAGUAUUCAGGGGGAACAAGUGGUGAUCCUAGUGGACUCAGGCAGCUCACAUAACUUCAUAGAUUCAUCUUUGGUUUCCAAGUUGCAGCUGCCAGUGGAUUAUUCAGUAAAUCUCAAGGUCCGGUGGCUAGAAACCUUGGGCCCUAUCACUUGGGACUUUGCUAAGUUAUUGAUGAGUUUUGGGUUGGAAGGGAAGGCAAUUGAAUUGAAAGGGCUGAAACUAAGCCCUUCGAUUGUAGAGGACAGUGAAAAGACGAGUUUAAAGAGGUAUUUGAGGAACCUCAAGGGUUACCCCCGCUCCUAUGACCACCAAAUAGUCCUCAAGGAGGGCACUCAACCUGUGGCAAUUGCACCAUAUCGAUACCCAUACUACCAUAAAACAGAGAUUGAGAAAAUGGUGGCUGAGUUGUUGGCAGCAGGAGUGAUUAGGCCUAGUUCUAGUCCUUUUUCUGCCCCUAUUUUGCUAGUUCAUAAAGCCGAUGGCAGUUGGCAGCUUUGUGUGGAUAAUAGGGCACUUAAUAAGGAAACGAUGAAGACAAAGUUUCCUAUACUAGUGAUAGAUGAAUUGCUGGAUGAACUCUUUGGAGUGGUGAUAUUCUCUAAACUUGACCUACGGUCGGGAUAUCACCAAGUGAGAGUGGUGCCUAGUGACAUCCCUAAAACGGCUUUUCGUACUCAUGAGGGUCACUACGAGUUUUUGGUGAUGCCUUUCGGACUCACCAAUGCUCCAGCCACGUUCCAAGGGUUAAUGAAUGAUGUUUUAACAGUGUUGAAACAGCAUUGCUUGUAUGCAAAAAAAUCCAAGUGUAGUUUUGCUAUGGAGGAAAUGGAUUAUUUGGGUCACAUAAUUUCUGGACAAGGUGUUAAGGCGGAUCCUUCAAAAAUUCAAUCAAUGUUGGAGUGGCCAACCCCUAAGACAACUAAAGCCUUGAGAGGCUUCUUGGGGUUGACGGGAUAUUAUAGAAAAUUUAUAAAAUAUUAUGGAUUGUUAGCAGCUCCACUUACUCAGCUUUUGACAAAAAAUGGAUUUGUGUGGACCCAAGAAGCAGAGCUGGCCUUUAAUAAGUUGAAGGAAGCGGUGACGAGGCCACCUGUCCUUGCGCUACCAGACUUUACCAAGCCCUUUACAGUGGAGUGUGAUGCUAGCGGGAAGGGAAUAUGUGUUGUCCUUAUGCAAUCGGGUCAGCCUAUUGCCUUUUUGAGUAAAAUGUUAAAGGGAAGGGCUUUAUUACUCUCAACCUAUGCGAAUGAGUUUCAGGCCAUUGUGACAGCAGUGAGUAAGCUCAUAGACUACGAUUUUAAGAUCGAGUACAAGAAAGGAAGGGAGAACGUUGUGGCUGAUACACUAUCGAGAAAGGGGGAUAUUGAUAAUGAAGAGGUUGGGUUGCUUGCCCAAAUUUCAUUUCCCACUUCAGAUUGGGUGGAAGAGCUGAAAUUGAGUUAUAAAGACAACACAGAGGCCUCUGAACUGUUGGAGAAAUGGGUGAACCAGCAAGAGGUCCCUAAGGGGACAAUAGUACAAUAA